Messenger RNA from Leptonychotes weddellii (Weddell seal), 1021 nucleotides. RefSeq names its product leukemia NUP98 fusion partner 1 (gene LNP1). NCBI's taxonomy places the organism in Eukaryota, Metazoa, Chordata, Mammalia, Carnivora, Phocidae. The record is from RefSeq and is a predicted model, not a curated record.
UCACCAGGAAUAGUCUGCUUCCAUUACCACCAUCAUCCUGUCUAUUGGUUUCCAGUCCCAAGCAUGCUGUAGUCAGUUACCAUCUGCACCGCUGUAGCUGCUUCCAUUGGGAUCUGAUUGGGACAGGCCUUCGAGAAUUUGAAUCACCUACGCAUGGAGCACAAAGUUGAUGAUGAUGAUGAUGAUGAUGUGUCUUUCGCCAAAUGGAUGAGCAGCUUCUGGGGUCACAGCUGGACAGAAGAGAAUGAGAGAGGACUCCGGGACCGCCACAGAUCACAAGAUGCCACUUACAGGAAAACCUCCCUGCCCUGCCCAUUUCCUGUGCUUCCCAGAAUCACAUCGUCUGUCAGCCAUCCCAGAAGGCAUUCUCAUGAGGACCAAGGAUUUCGAUGCCAUACCCACAUGCUGGAUUUCAGAAAAUGCUCAGUGGAUGAGUCAUUCAAGGAGCCACUGGAAUCAAAAGGAAGCUCCCGUUCCAAAAUUCAAGCAUUUUCAGAGUCCUUUGAACAGCAACUGUGCUUUAGAACCAAACGCUCUGUCUCUUUGGGACCUGAGAGCAGAAAGGAGAGAAGCAAAAGGGAAUGCCUGAGGAUGGAGAUGAAAUCUCGAAAGAAAGUGGAGGAAAGAAGGAACCCUAAGAAGGAAGAACAUGGAGAAGCAUACAUGCCACCCUUGCUUGAAAAAGAUCCCAAAUAGUAUUUUGUUUCCACAUCAUGUCUCCGGAUGCCACUGUGGUUUUCGGGCCCCAGUACGCCAGGCCAGGUGGUGGUAGCUGUGAAGGAGUGCCCGCAGAGGCUGAGUGACUGCAGGGGGCGGUCAGGGCCGCUGCUCCCCCACGUGACUCAUACCCGACUCUGACUGCUUCUGAUGUCUUAGUUGAGAGUGUGAUCUGCUCUGUUGUCCUUUUAUGGGACUAAGGAGAAUGAAAGGUAUUUUAAUAGAAUAAGUUGUUCUUAAAAAUGUAAAGAAAGAUAUUUAAAGAGCCACCCACCCAUCUUCGCUAACUCUUCUUCCGCAUCAA